AUGGACCAUGAGGACCCAGUAUCCCAGUUCUUUCCAGGCGAGGAAGAUGUCGACCUCUAUGAUGUUCUUGGUGUCAAGCAUGACGCAACGAAUGAGGAGAUCAGAAAGGCUUAUAGAAAAUUGGCCCUUCUGCACCAUCCAGAUAAACACGCUAAAUCCAGCGAAGAUGACCGCUCGAACGCGUCAAAGCAAUUUCAGAAAAUCGGAUUUGCAUACGCUGUCCUGAGCGACGCGAAGCGGAGGAAGAAAUAUGAUAGGACUGGAACCACUGAUGACAGCGGGUGGGAAGCAUACUUCGAAGAUCUCUUCGAGCGGGUGACGCGCGGCAAACUAGAUGAGAUGAAGAAAGAAUACCAAGGCUCGUCUGAGGAGGUCGCGGAUUUGAAAGCAGCGUAUCUUGAGACCGAGGGCUCUCUCGGUGAAAUCAUGAAGCAUAUACCUCACUCCACCGUCGACGACGAACCCCGUUUUAUCCGUAUCGUCUCAGACCUUAUACGGCAAGGCGAUCUCCCCGACUUGCCAAUUUGGCGCAGCACUUCCAAAGACGAGAAGGCUAAACUCGUCAGGAAAAAGCAAGGCGAGAAGGAGGCAAAAGAGGCGGAGGAGCUUGCGAGGGAGUUAGGCGUUUGGGAUGAGUUUUAUGGCAGUGGUAAGAUUGGAGCGAGGAAGUCCAAGGGUAAAGACAGAGCGGACGGAACGGCUGCAGAUGAGGAAGACCACUCGACCCUUCAGGCUCUCAUUUUGCAGAGACAAAAGAAGCGGAACGGAUUUCUGGAUAACCUAGCAGCCAAGUACGCGGAGCUGGAAGAGGCACCCUCCAAGAGUAAAGGAGGGAAGGGCAAGAAACGGAAACCGCCCACUUCUGGCGAGCCUGAUGAGGAAGAUGAAGUGCCUUCGCCGAAAAAGCGACGACAAGAGCCUGCCUCCCCUGCUUCUGCCAAGGUGAGAAAGAGGGACUCGGGGAAAAAAGCAAAGUAAUUGUAUGCUCCCAUUCACUAACGA
Molecule: messenger RNA, 1002 nt
Organism: Pisolithus orientalis
Lineage: Eukaryota; Fungi; Basidiomycota; Agaricomycetes; Boletales; Pisolithaceae
Product: DnaJ-domain-containing protein
Exons: 3
Coding region: 1-978 (325 amino acids)
Cellular component (GO): nucleus; cytoplasm
Molecular function (GO): heat shock protein binding
Source: RefSeq, a predicted model, not a curated record